CCGGCCCCGAGUCAGUGUUCCGCAAACCCACAAAAUGUGGGCCUCGGGGCUCCACGUCUUUCUGCUGUUCUCGGGGGUCCUGGCGGACCUUACCCAGAUUCUGAAAGGGCCCCACUCCAUGAGGUAUUUCUACACCGCCGUGUCCCGGCCCGGCCUUGGGGAGCCCCGCUUCGUAGAGGUCGGCUACGUGGACGACACCCCGUUCGUGCGCUUCGACAGCGACUCGGAGAACAAGACGAUGGAGCCGCUGGCGCCCUGGAUGGAGAAAGUGGAGCCCGAGUACUGGGACCAGCAGACGCGGAUCGCCAAGGGCAACGCGCAGACUUUCCGAGCGGGCCUGAACACCCUGCGCGGCUACUACAACCAGAGCGAGGCCGGCGCUCACACCCUCCAGUACACAUCCGGCUGCGACGUGGGGCCGGACGGGCGCCUCCUGCGCGGCUACAGCCAGUUCGCCUACGACGGCGCCGACUACAUCGCGCUCAACGAGGACCUGCGCUCCUGGACCGCGGCCGAACCGGCGGCGCAGCUCACCCGGCGCAAGUGGGAGCAGGAUAAUGCGGCUCAACAUAAAAGAAAUUACCUGGAGGUUCUUUGCGUGCCGUGGCUCCUCAGAUACCUGCGGAACGGAAAGAAGACGCUGCUGCGCUCAGAACCCCCCAAAAGACACAUCGCCCACCACCCCUUCUCUGAAGAUGAGGUCACCCUGAGGUGUUGGGCUCUGGGCUUUUACCCUGCGGAGAUUUCCCUGACCUGGCAUCGUGAUGGGGAGGAACUGACCCAGGACACGGAGCUGGUGGAGACCAGGCCUUCGGGGGACGGAACCUUCCAGAAGUGGGCGGCUGUGGUGGUGCCUUCUGGAGAGGAGCAGAGAUACACGUGCCAUGUGCAGCACCAGGGGCUGCCGGAGCCUGACAUCCUGAGAUGGGAACCCCUUCCUCAGUCUACCCUCUUCAUGGGCAUCAUUAUUGGCCUGGUUGUCCUUAUGGCUUUGGUGACUGUGACAAUAGUGGGAGCUGUGAUAUACAAGAGGAAGCACUCAGGUGACAAAGGAGGACAGUACACUCAGGCUGUGACACAGAACUGUUGAUUCUUCAUCUGCCAA
This is a messenger RNA of Suncus etruscus (white-toothed pygmy shrew), 1105 nucleotides long. RefSeq names its product patr class I histocompatibility antigen, A-2 alpha chain-like. Gene Ontology annotation, molecular function: signaling receptor binding; peptide antigen binding. The coding region runs from base 35 to 1090 and encodes 351 amino acids. The transcript is spliced from 6 exons. Gene Ontology annotation, biological process: antigen processing and presentation of endogenous peptide antigen via MHC class I via ER pathway, TAP-independent; positive regulation of T cell mediated cytotoxicity; immune response. Lineage: Eukaryota; Metazoa; Chordata; Mammalia; Eulipotyphla; Soricidae. The record is from RefSeq and is a predicted model, not a curated record. Gene Ontology annotation, cellular component: external side of plasma membrane.